AUGGCGAAACCCGGCAUCUCAAAGAAGGCGAAAGCCCCCUCCAAGCACUCCCGCGCCGCGCGCCGCGAGACGGACGUGGACAUUGACACGGACAAGUCGCUCAAGAACGUCAAGGCGCCCGCCGAGUCUGUCGAUGCGCGCCCCUCGGUCCUGCAGGCCCAGCACGGCGCCGGCAUCACCAAGAGGAGCAAGGCCGGCCGCAAGGCCGUGCUCAGCACCAAGGCCCGCCGUCGUGCCGAAAAGGGCGCCGACCGCGCCGAGGCCAUCAUGGACCGCACCGCCAACAAGAAGGAGAAGAGCAGGGGCCACUCCAAGGUCAUCCAGGGCCGGGCCAAGAACUGGGAGGACGUCAACAAGAAGUCGCUUGACGAGGUCAGGCGCGCGCUGAUGGCGGCCGAGAACGACUCGGCCGACGAGGACGAGCAUGUCAGGGACGCUGCGGCGGCUGGCGAGGACAAGGGGGACAAGGAGGCCGAGACGGACGAGGAGAUGGAUGCUGCGCCGGUUGUGGCAGGGAAGGAGACUGCUGCUGCUGCUGCUGCUGCGCCGGCGAGUGACGAACUUGACGAAGAGAUUCUAUGA
This is a messenger RNA of Verticillium dahliae VdLs.17, 582 nucleotides long. RefSeq lists its product as uncharacterized. Lineage: Eukaryota; Fungi; Ascomycota; Sordariomycetes; Glomerellales; Plectosphaerellaceae. The record is from RefSeq and is a predicted model, not a curated record. Gene Ontology annotation, cellular component: nucleolus; preribosome, large subunit precursor. Bases 1 to 582 code for a protein of 193 amino acids. The transcript is spliced from 2 exons. Gene Ontology annotation, biological process: ribosomal large subunit export from nucleus.